Messenger RNA from Metarhizium brunneum ARSEF 3297, 1053 nucleotides. RefSeq lists its product as uncharacterized. The record is from RefSeq and is a predicted model, not a curated record. NCBI's taxonomy places the organism in Eukaryota, Fungi, Ascomycota, Sordariomycetes, Hypocreales, Clavicipitaceae.
AUGACUGAUUUAUUCUUCAGUAGGGCAUGCUCUCCAAGCAGCGCUGGCAAUCUUGCCAUCAAAUCCGAUAGCGGUGUUGAUAGCGACCUCGUCGGUGGUCUUCGCAGUGGACGUGGUGCGAGUGGUAGCAGGCUGUCUGACAACGAGAAGCUUCUACUGCAUAACUUUCUCCUUCAUUGCAAACUGCCCGGACGCAAGGCAGACAGGCUUUACCUUGAAGAUGCAACUGCACUAGUUUCGGUUAGCAACAGAGUUGUUGACACUCUUCAACGCGCCUUCAACAAGUACUAUGUCGACAAGGAGCCACCGGAGUCGAUCUACAUUGUCUUUAUUCGAAUACCAGCCAGGAAAGUACCAUCGGCAGCUUUCCAUUCCGCCCAAAAACUGGCCGAAAAAUGUGGCAUGAGUGAUGCGGACAAGUUUAAACAUGAGUUUUUGUUCGAGUGGGCCAUUCCUGACGACUUUGUGGUCCACUCGGUGUCGAUCAAGACCUUAUUAGAUCGUGGACUCACGCUGAAGAAAUUCCUAAUAAAAGACCAAAGGUUGCCACCCACUGCCGAGUUGUGUCACAAAAUGCGACAUGAUAUUUUCCGCACUGAUUCGGACGCCUGGGAAAUCGGAUUGGCUCUGGGCUUUUUUGUGAGGCCAUUCGGAGCGAGGGCACCUUCUUGCUGGAUCGCCAGCCAACUCUUUUGGGACCUCAUCCAAGGCUUGUCUUGGGAGACCCUGAAGGGUUUGGGAAUUCCUCAAUCCGUGAAAAUUGAUUCCCGAGGUGGUGAAUUGGGUCAUGCGGCCCUUUCUUUCUUCGAGCAGAUAACCGAUGGCAUUGAGACAUGUUUAGACUGGUGGUUACUGGACGACCGCUUCGUGCUGGCUUUUGAGGAAUACAAGCUUUGGCGAGAUCUAAAAGAGGAGAGAAUACUGGAUGCUUGUAACUAUCUCUAUCUGAUAAUUCCUUCUCGCGGCUUCGAGUUGGCGGAAGCCAGCUUUGAGCGAGAGCAGACAAGGUUCAUGGCCGAAGUUGAAGCAGCAGCUAUCAAGAUUGGUUUAUAA